Messenger RNA from Aspergillus puulaauensis, 864 nucleotides. RefSeq lists its product as uncharacterized. The transcript has a single exon. NCBI's taxonomy places the organism in Eukaryota, Fungi, Ascomycota, Eurotiomycetes, Eurotiales, Aspergillaceae. The coding region runs from base 1 to 864 and encodes 287 amino acids. The record is from RefSeq and is a predicted model, not a curated record.
AUGACGUCUUCACUCAAAAGAAAGGCUACCGAGUACCCUGCUAAGAUCGACACUGAUGAUGGCAACUCCAGCACAAGGGAAUCCAAAAAGGGCCGCUAUGAUACUUCCAAUUCGCUUGAAGCCGACUCUUCACAGAAUACUGCGCAAACCUCCCCCUUCUUGAGCUUACCGCCCGAGAUGCGCCUACAAAUUUACGACCUUCUUCUCGUUUGCCGAACCAGAAAUGGGAGUCCUUCAUAUGAGUCCAUAGCAAAAGAUUACCAGCAGCCGCUGUUUCUAAAUCCAAUCCUACCACGGCUAGGAUGCCAAUCAAUGUUUCCUGCCAUACUGCAAACCUGCAAGCAGAUAUACUAUGAGGCGAUUUCAAUCUUGUACGGCAGCAAUGUAUUCGAUCUCGGGAAGCCGGCCCACAUCAAUAAAAUCAGCCGAUCAAAACUCAAGUUUUUACGACAUUUGGUCAUCUGUCCUUGUCAGCUCUCCGUAGCCACGCCGUGGGUGGGUUUACUCGAUACUCUAAUCGAUGAAGCAAAGGAUCUCAGAAACCUUAAGGUGGUAUUCGAUGCGCGCUACUUCGACACUGAACCUCAUGUUCGUGGACUGGGCGCGGACGUGCCCUUUGUGCGUGAACUUGCGAGGAUCAAACAAGUUGAGACACUUGAAAGGCUUGCAAUCGCAGGAUUUUACGCGAAACAUUGGCCAUCAUACUUACAGCAAGAGAUGGGAACUGGUGUGAAGGUCACUGCCGAAGCUGGUAUGUUUACAAGCCCAGCUGGCGUGGAGAAUACUAUAUGGUCAGAGAUGCAAAGUUUCCAAGUUACCCUGCUCAAGAAGUACCAAGAGUCGACGGAAAACCUCAUGCCAUAA